Messenger RNA from Alosa alosa (allis shad), 1497 nucleotides. Its product is annotated as transmembrane protein 100-like. The record is from RefSeq and is a predicted model, not a curated record. The coding region runs from base 465 to 938 and encodes 157 amino acids. The transcript has 2 exons. NCBI's taxonomy places the organism in Eukaryota, Metazoa, Chordata, Actinopteri, Clupeiformes, Clupeidae.
GUGGCAAACGGUCGUCUAUUAAGAGGACUCUCUGUGGAACAUUAAGGUAGCUAUUACAUCUGCAUAACUUCAUGUAAGGGUGUGGAUGCAGAGGAGGUUCAAGGCCUUAUGACUCCAGUGGUAGCUUGUGUUUUCACACUCCAGUGCUACAGUAGCUCUGUGUUCCACCACAGGCAUCUGUUGGAAAGCGGAAGGAGCAGAGAUAGACAAGACACACAAGAGGAAACACAAAGCAAACUUCAGGGGAGCCUUUCCAACGGCCUGUCUGAGUCUGACACAGAGCAGGUGGGGAGAGAACUUGGAUGUGUGCCAGAGAGGAAAACAGCUGGGAAAUGUCCCCAAGCUAGCAUCAGUGUCCACUGAGCUGUGACUCCUCACUGCCUUCACCUCUUCACUCACAGGGGAAACCUUCCAAGUCAAAAAUCACACUUCAGUUCAACAAAACCAAACACUUCAGCGCCUAAAUGUCACAGGUGUCUUUGUGUCCGUCUUUGGAUGUAGAGAAUAACAGCACGAUGGCCACACCUGACGUGCCCGAAAUGACCGCUCCCUUCUCUGCUGUGACCUACGAGUCUAAAUCGGAGACAGUCACCCUGCCCGGCGGCAUAGUCUCGGUGGCCGGCAUCACCGUGGUGACAGGUGGCGCCGAGCUGACCUGCGGCUCCUGCACGCUUGCCAUUGGCAUCUGGGGGAUCCUGAUUGGCGUCAGCGUGGUGGCGGUGGGGCUGUGGGACCACUCGCAGCACCAGAGGACCAGCGCCUCCCUCCUGCUGACCCUGGGCUUGGUGGUCCUGUCGGUCAGCUUCGCCAUGGUGGCCAGCGUGGUGGGCUUUCGCCUGUGGAGCUGCAGGACGGGUCGAGCAAAGGAGAGGGAUGAAGGGAAGGUGGUUCUGGUGGGCGAGAGAGGGAGGAGUGUUCUAAAAACAGUGACCGUGUAAAGCUCGCACGCUUGGCCCCAGACGCAGAGAGUGUGAAUAAACAUUUACAUGCCUGUAAAGUUCAUUCUGUACACUGUCGAACAAUGCACUGAAAAUAUUGACACUGAUUUUAGUCUAAACAUUUGAACAAACGAUUUUCCUCCAUUUGAAUUGAUAAACUUUAGCUUUGUGUGUGCAGUUGUGUUGCCAUCUAUCAAUCAUGAUCGUGUAAAUGUUACAUGCUUAAGUGGUACUGUCCACUAAAUCAUGGGCUUGUCUCAGGCCUGCGGCAUCCUCUGAGGGGCUGUGUGAGGUUGUGGUGUGACUGGGCUUCACUCUUAAUCCAUCUGCUGGAUCACAGAAGAAUGUGACAGGAAAUACAGACAGCUUCCUGUUAAGGGAUGUGCCCACUAGAGAAAACAGGACUUGCCUUCCUGUGUAAUCUGUGAAAAACAGCAUUCUACAAGGUCUGAUAUUCUAACAUUUAUUUCUUUAUUAUCUAAAUUAUAUCUAAAUUAACAGUUAUAUAUUACACUUGUCAAAUUUGAAUAUCCCAAUCCAAUGUAGAUCCAAUUUAACU